AUGAAGAUUCUCACCAAGCAAGAAGAGGAGGCUCACUACGCCGAAGUCCUCAAGGGCGGUAUCAUUGGUGGUACCUUUUUCACAGCCGUCGGUAUUGGAGGUGUCAUCUUCGCCUCCAGACGCUACCCAACCUUUAGAGGUCUUACUAUCCCCUUCAGAGCAUUCCUCGUCACAUCAACCGGCACGUUUGGCGCCAUUGUCAACGCUGAGCGAUGGAGUAUCGCGUACCAGAUCGCCCAGGAUCCCAAGCGAACCUACAGGGACGAAGCCGCCCGCACAGCACAGCUCAUCCGAGAAAAUGAGUCGUCCUACGAGCGCUUCAUGUCAUACGCCAAGGAGAACCGAUAUCAAAUCGUUUUCCUGUCAUGGUUGGCCUCAAUGGGUGUCGCCUUUGCCAUUGUCAGCCGACAGCCCAUGAACACAGCCAACAAGAUUGUGCAAGCUCGUGUCUACGCCCAGGGCCUGACACUAGCCGUGUUGCUUGUGUCUGCCGUGGUCGAGAUGAGAGAUCUCAAGAACGGCGACAGCAGAUGGCAGAUCAUCAGAACGGUGGAUCCCAAUGAUCCUACCAAGAUCAUCGAGACGAAGGUGCAUAAGGAGGAGUACGAGGGCCAAGAUCUCUGGAAGGACAUGGUCGCUGCUGAGGAGCGAAGACUAGCGAACAAGAAGCAGAUUUCAGGGCACUAA
This is a messenger RNA of Fusarium sp. VM40, 687 nucleotides long. The record is from the annotation of a GenBank genome assembly. NCBI's taxonomy places the organism in Eukaryota, Fungi, Ascomycota, Sordariomycetes, Hypocreales, Nectriaceae.